AAGGCCGGUUGAAGACGGGCUUGCUAAAGUGGCGGAUUAGCCCUUUCCCGCCCUUUUUAUCUCUCAGCUUUAUCGUGGAGGUGUAGCGUCCCAGUCUCCAGCAAAGGCCCCAGAAAGGCCGAAUCUGCGAAUCCGUGUUCUCCAUCCAUUCGUUUGAAAACGAUAUUUCGAAGUUCCUGUGAACAUUGCAGUUCCUGUGAUUUCCCCGCAGGAACGUGUCUGUGAUUUUUGCGAUGGACGAGGUUCCAGAGUUGAACACGUACGUGCUAGAAGCCGUGUUGAAGGUGGUUCGAUCAAUUCCCGAAUUGCACGAUGCCGAAGCCGAGUGUUCCAAUCUCACCAAAUGCCAGGAGGAGGUGACGGAUGCUUUGGUGGCUUGGCGCUCCAAGCAGUCGGAUAUUCACGCGCGCAAUUUGGAUUUACAACAGCAAGUGGCGCUUGCGGAGCGUCAACUCAUCACUGCGAAGAUGGAUGGUUCUUGCGGCGAGGCUUUGGAGCGUUUGAAAGAAGAGCUCGCGCUCUUACAAGGGAGAGAGAAACAAAUGCGAACUGAUAUCAAAGAUCUGGAUGAUUGCCUCGAAGCGAUAGAGGAGCAGCUGCUUUCCAUCAAGAUGCAAAAGGAAACUUUGGAGAAGCCCGAGGGCGAUGAGGCAUUUCUUAAGAACGAGUUAUCUCUGUUUUUGAACGUGUCAAGUAUUCUCCCGGAUUUGGCAGAACCAAAAUUUUCUGGCACGUAUGUCGACAAACAAAAAGGAGUGAAGACUUUCAAAUUCUCUUCCAAGACGAUGUCCCAGUUUGAGAUUGGCCAAGCUGCUUGGGAGCUGAUGAAAUGAUCAGCUUCGGCCAACGUAUUUUCACGGUCCAGUGAUUGGAAGUGAGAAGGACAACUCAGAACAAUUGCUGUAGAAGGUCACUUGAUUGUCCGGUGAACUUUCACCUCUUUCAGGAAGUAGACAACUUCAUCCGUCCUCGCCGUCAAGCAUACCAGGAUCUUCCUGUUCAGUGCUCUCGACUCGCUUGUUUUGUCUACACAACUUUGAAAUCAGAUUGAGGUGGCAAGCAGAAAGGAUCAGCCGGACAAUUGGGUAGUUCCUCAAUAUUCCACAAGGCAGGAGGACAAUUAGGCCUUGUAGUCGCACAAUGGUCGGAUCAGCCAAAUGAACCGGUAGUAACGAACUUUGUCAACUUCGACUCUUUCAAAAGUGCUCGGAACAUAUUUUAGAAUGUUUUUUCCCUUCGUCGUAGGUUGGCAGAAGUAUGGUAAGGCCUUUUCCAUUCAUGCUGCUUUCGGCAUUUGUACAUAGAUCUUACAUACAGAUUGUUGUUUCGACUGAGCACUGAAAGGACUAACGAUGUAUAAUAAGUACACUGCUUAUACAAUUUCCUGCACAAAUAAAGCAUCUGUUGCCGAUUGCUUGUA
Messenger RNA from Marchantia polymorpha subsp. ruderalis, 1420 nucleotides. NCBI's taxonomy places the organism in Eukaryota, Viridiplantae, Streptophyta, Marchantiopsida, Marchantiales, Marchantiaceae. The record is from the annotation of a GenBank genome assembly.